Messenger RNA from Bacillus rossius redtenbacheri, 916 nucleotides. RefSeq names its product NADH dehydrogenase [ubiquinone] 1 beta subcomplex subunit 3 (gene ND-B12). Bases 518 to 832 code for a protein of 104 amino acids. Gene Ontology annotation, cellular component: mitochondrion. The transcript has 3 exons. Gene Ontology annotation, biological process: mitochondrial respiratory chain complex I assembly; electron transport chain. The record is from RefSeq and is a predicted model, not a curated record. Lineage: Eukaryota; Metazoa; Arthropoda; Insecta; Phasmatodea; Bacillidae.
UGCUAUCUAAUUGUAAAGAAGUAAGUUCCAUUGUAUUAUUUACUUAUUUGUGUGAAAAAACGAUAAAUUUUGGUGUUUAUUUGUGUUCUGGUGAUCAAUUUUUUGCGGUUUAAUAUAAGGAUAUUUUAACUUUUUUUUUUUUUAGAGUCUAUCCUAGGGUUUAUUUGCACCAGAUUUUUUUUUCCUUUGAAUAUUUCUUAUGGUAAUGGUUAUAUAUAGUUUUAGCAGUCAUAUUUGUGCUUUAGUGUUUUUUAAAUGAAGAGCCUGUAUUGCUGACAUUUAUCUCUGUUGCGAACAGAGAGAUCAAUUUUCGUAAAUACCCGUCAGUAGCAAGGAAGCAGUAUUAAUAAUCACUUGCAAGAACAGUAAUUCUGAAGGAGAACCACUUUUCUGAAGAAGAAGAAGAAGAAGAAGAAGAAGAAGAAGAAAAAUUCAAAAUUCUAAAAUCCAACCAUUCACAUAAUUUAAAAGUAUGCAUAAUGAAGAUAACCAACUUUUCAUACAAUUUUAAAGCGAAAUGGGAGGUGAUCAUGGCCACGGUCACCAUGCCCCCAUGUGCAAGAUCCCUGAUUGGAGGAUUUAUAAGGUAGAGAGCUCGCCAGAGCUCAUGGAAGUGAAACGACUUCUGGCGCAGAAGGGCCUAAAGGAUCCGUGGCUCAGGAACGAGGUGUGGCGCUACGACCGCUCGCAGUUCGCCCACCCGACCCAGAACUGGAGGAGAGUGUUCAUGCGGGGCUUCUGGCCGGGACUCGGGCUCACCGUGCUGACCAUCGCCCUGGAGAGCCUGUGGGCGAAGGCCCACCCCAGCGAGCAUGGCCACGGCCACCACUAGCGCCGCUAGGACUAGUCUAGACCAGGAGUGUUGGCGUCGGUCCACUCUGUACAUACUGUUCAAAAUAAAUCAUGUAUUUCAGUA